Anguilla rostrata (American eel) is the source of this 1634-nucleotide messenger RNA. Its product is annotated as zinc finger CW-type PWWP domain protein 2 homolog. Gene Ontology annotation, cellular component: nucleus. NCBI's taxonomy places the organism in Eukaryota, Metazoa, Chordata, Actinopteri, Anguilliformes, Anguillidae. The transcript is spliced from 6 exons. Gene Ontology annotation, molecular function: zinc ion binding. The record is from RefSeq and is a predicted model, not a curated record. Bases 117 to 965 code for a protein of 282 amino acids.
AUAAAUCACAUGACACACCAACUCAAGCGAAGGCCCUGCUUACAGUUGGUUCGCCGCACAAAAUUAUGUAAGGACUGUGGUUCGCCACUUUCCACAUCAACCCUCACGUGGAAAGAAUGGAUCUGGAAAACGUAACUGCUGCAGAGGACCAGACGUCUUACUAUUUGGAUAAGACCUGGGUGCAGUGUGAGUCUCCGGCCUGUUUGAAGUGGAGGCUGAUCCCGAGAGGAGACUGUGAGGGGUUCGACCCGGACCGGCCCUGGUACUGCCACAUGAACCAGGAUCCAUCCUACGGCCAGUGCUCGGUGCCCCAGGGUCCUCUUCCGAAACCCUCCCAGCUUCAGCAGUUUGGACUGAAGUUCAUUUACUCUAAGCUUCCUGUUGGAAGCUUAGUAACGGUGAAGGCUGGCAGGUGGCCAUGGUGGCCAGCAGUCCUGAGCCCAGAUCCUGUGUGUGCGGAGUAUGUGCAGGAGGACAGCGAUGGGGACGUGGUGAAGUACCACGUGGAGUUCCUCGGGAGUCCCCACUCACGCCUCUGGGCAUCUGCAGGGAGAGUCCAGCACUACCAGGCUGCAGAUGCAGAGCCUAAACAUGUGACAGUCUCUCUAAAGAAGUCAUACGGAGUGGCAUUAGAGGAGGCGGCUAAGAUGGAGAAUGUCACAUGUGAGGAGAGGCUGCAGCUGUGCCUGUAUAAGCCACAUGAAUUGCUCGAUCAGGCUGAAAGUUUAAUGCAUGAUAUUGAGAAGAAGAUUGAGCAGUGUACCUCAGUAUGCACUUCCACCCAGAGCAUCCGCAAGGGCAGGAGGAGGUCUCACACGGCGGGAGACCGUGAGUGGAUUGAGGAGGACAAUGUGGUAGAAGUAGGAAAUAUGCUCAUCAUCAACGGCAUCGUGUUUAGAAGUGGGAGGAGCUCUGAGGAGAUAAUGAAGGACGCGACAGGCCCUGUCGUGGAGCAAAGCAAAUGAAGGACAGAGUGGUGAAUGGCUAAAAAGUUGUACAGAAGUGUAGCCUUUUAAACGUACAUGUACCCAAGAUUUAGGUUUUGGAAGCACAGGAAUGCAUGCCCUUUCUUCAUUCUGUCCACCACUUGGAGUGGGUGUUGCUUGCAGAACAUGUUAACUCAGCAGUUAUAUCAGCUACACAGUUAUUUUAUUUGUUGGAAAUCAGGCUGUAAAAAGCCUGCCUGUCAAAAUAGCAGUAUGAGGAACAAACUCAGUUCAGUUUGAAAUCCAAACCUGAUAACUGGAGCUAGUUAUUCACACCUGACACAAGCAAUGCUGUUUUGGGCUGUUGGCUUUAGUAGACAGAUACAUACCACAAGGCAAUGUACGCAUUAGGCUAAAAGCUGUGUUAUGGAAACAAACAAGGAAACUGCUGUGACAGACUUAACACUGUGUCUGGAAGUUCAGUUGUCAUGGCUACUUGUCAGAAAUAAUUGGCUUAUGUUUACAGUUCAAUCGGUUUUGUGAUACCAUACAAUUGUAAGUUACAUUUGCAUGGUUGUACUGUUAAAUAUUUAUGUGUAAACUCCCCCCGUGUUCUCCAACAGUUGUAACAAUUAAAAUGCUUUUACACGACCACUUCAAUUCUCAUUCUCUGUAAUAAUAGUAAUAAUAAUAACGCUUCUAUCCUGA